UAUUAUCGUGGUACGCACGGAGUGGUAGUGGUGUACGACGUUACAAAUGGCGAAUCGUUUAGCAAUGUGAAACGAUGGCUUCAUGAAAUAGAUGCGAAUUGUGAAAGUGUACAGAAAAUUCUUGUAGGAAACAAGAAUGAGGAUCCUGCACGAAGAAUCGUGUUAGAGAGCGAUGCCAGGCAGUUCGCUGACACCAUGCAUAUAAAAUUCUUUGAAACGUCUGCCAAGGAAAACACUAAUGUUGAAGAGGUUUGUGUGAUUAUCAUACUGAUACUCCUCCAAGGAAAAGAUGGCCGUGGUGAAGUGAAAUUGACACUGAACGACAGACAACGAGAAAAGAAGAAGUGCAAGUGUGGA
Molecule: messenger RNA, 357 nt
Organism: Ostertagia ostertagi
Lineage: Eukaryota; Metazoa; Nematoda; Chromadorea; Rhabditida; Trichostrongylidae
Source: the annotation of a GenBank genome assembly